This is a messenger RNA of Cucurbita maxima (winter squash), 1178 nucleotides long. RefSeq names its product mitochondrial import inner membrane translocase subunit TIM23-3-like. Gene Ontology annotation, biological process: protein import into mitochondrial matrix. Gene Ontology annotation, molecular function: transmembrane protein transporter activity. Bases 293 to 844 code for a protein of 183 amino acids. Gene Ontology annotation, cellular component: TIM23 mitochondrial import inner membrane translocase complex; mitochondrial inner membrane. The transcript has a single exon. NCBI's taxonomy places the organism in Eukaryota, Viridiplantae, Streptophyta, Magnoliopsida, Cucurbitales, Cucurbitaceae. The record is from RefSeq and is a predicted model, not a curated record.
UCUUAGAUCAUUGAAGUUUUAUCAAACUUAAUGCUCUCGUUUCUUGAUGAGGUCUUACCGAGAUAGGUAAGCUCAAGACUUUCCCCUUUUCUUGACCGAGCAGUAGUCCUCCACGACUGACAAAGCACCUACUUCUGUAGUGGUUGUUUUAUUGGUUGUUUCCUUUACAAAAAUGGGUUCCACGUUAAACCCUAUAAACCCUUUCAACAUUUUGUAGAAACCGCAACUCUCAAACCUUUCUUCUCUGAUUCUCUCUACAGCCUUUGAUUUGAACCCCUUUUCUCCUCCUCCAAUGGAAGAUUCCCCCCAAUCAGCCGGUUAUCGGAAGACCCGUUUCUACCACCCCUACCAAGACCUUCACGUCCCGAUCACCAAGCUUUACGAGCUCCCCACCGCCCCAGAACAUCUUUUCUUCGAAGAGGCGGCUAGGCCCCACCGUUCUUGGGGCGAAAAUCUCCAGUACUACACCGGAAUCGGCUACUUGUCCGGUGCCCUUUUUGGCGGCGCCAGGGGAUCUCUCCAGGGAAUUAGGGCGGCGGAGCCUGGCGACACCAUGAAGCUUCGUCUUAAUCGAGUUUUGAACUCUGGGGGUCAGGUCGGCCGCAGGGCUGGGAACUCUCUUGGGAUUCUUGGCUUGAUUUUUGCUGGUUUGGAAAGUGGGGUUACUCAUUUGAGAGGCUCUGAUGAUGUUUUGAAUAGUAUUGUUGCUGGAUUGGGGACUGGUGCAAUUUAUAAGGCGGCUUCAGGGCCGAGGUCGGCCGCCAUCGCUGGUGCUAUUGGAGGGAUUGCUGCUGCAGCUGCGGUGGCGGGCAAGCAGGCAGCGAAGAGAUAUGUGCCAAUAUAGGCAUAAACAAAUCUGUGGGGGGAUUUCUUUGGAGGACGGUAAAGCAUUUGGUGGGUUCCUUUGAUUGGUGAACAAUAUAGACUAUUAGGUUACUAAUGCUCGAUCUUCUUAUAUUGUAAUUUGUGUUGAAUUGUGUUCUUCCUGUUUGUAAUUGAUUCCGAACCCUAAUAGAGUCAUUGGUUUUCAUUGUUUCCUAAUAAAAAUGUUAUGAGGAAGGAGGAGGAUGUUGUAGCUGCAGAAUUGGAGAAAGGGGUGUGCUUAAGGGUUUGGUGCCAUUUUUGGAUAGUUCAUCUCAAACAAUCAAUAAAGCUGGUGAUUUUUUCUUUACCUUUGG